Messenger RNA from Phaedon cochleariae (mustard beetle), 1121 nucleotides. Lineage: Eukaryota; Metazoa; Arthropoda; Insecta; Coleoptera; Chrysomelidae. The record is from the annotation of a GenBank genome assembly.
GUGGAACAAUAGAAGUCGCUGGCCGCCUUGGUUAAUGCUGAUGAGGCAUUUUUUUUUGUUUGGUCGCGCUCAUUUGCAAGGAAAACAGUUGAAGAGCAGUCGUCCAGUGGAAAAUGUCGACCAUCGUUACGGAAACGAUACGGGAAGAUGCCGUGAAACCGCUUUCCACGGCCAGAGAGACCAACUGGAUCAAAGUGCUCUUCCAGAUACAGAUAACGCUGUCUGCGUUAUGUGCCAUACAUUUCCUGCUCAGCGAUUCCUACUGGAGGACGAUUUGGUUCACACUCCUCCUGGUAUUUUUGGGGCACAUUGGUGUUACUGCUGGAGCUCACAGACUUUGGGCACACAAAUCUUACAAGGCUAAUGGGGUCCUCAGACUGUUUCUUGUCGUUUGUCAAACCUUAUCUGGCACAGGUUCAAUAUACGAUUGGGUCCAUUGGCAUAGGCUUCAUCACAAACAUUUUGGAACCGACCUCGACCCCUACAACCCCUCCAAAGGUUUUCUGUACUCCCAAAUACAGAGUGUAUCUCUGAAUCUGAGUCCUGCCCAAGAAAGAGCACUCGAAGGGAUCGAUAUGGAAGAUCUCCGAAAGGAUAAAAUGGUAAUGUUCCAGAAAAAAUGGUACUUCUUGUUGUACGUUAUAAUAGUGCUGUUGCUUCCCAUAAAUGCCCCAGCUGAAUAUUGGGGAGAGAACUUAUAUUCAUCCUUAUUCUUAGUUGGAUGGUUGAGGUGCGCCAUCAAUCUUCAGCUUGCAUGGUUGAUUCACAGUGCUACCAAAAUUUGGGGGCUCAAGCCAGGAGAAAAAUACCCGUGUGACACGAACCUCGUGUUCAUACUGAACAAGAGCAACUGGCUGUCCUACCACUACCUCGCCCCGUGGGACUACCAGACCAGCGAGUACGGCCAGUACGGCUCUGACACCGUCUCGCAGUUCAUCAGGGUGUGCGCAGCGCUCGAGUGCGCAACUGACCUGCGCACUGUGGACAGCGCUACCGUACGCAGUGCGCUCACUAUGUCCAUGGUGGAGAACAGGCACAUCACCAGCUGCCUGCAGGAGCUGUGCGAGAAACAGACUGGGGUGCCGAUUGAUCAUUACUUGACCCCAUCUAAAUACUACUAG